GCGUUCGGUGGGGGGGAAGGAGACAAACAGCCCGGAUCGGUGCGGCCGCCCUCGCCGGCGGCGGAGAGCAGGGGCGGGGGACCUUCUGCCCGCCGGACUGGGGAUACCUUCCCCUCUCCGCGCAGCGUUGUGCUGCGGCGCGGCGCAGCUGGUGGCGGUCCCCUCCGCCCGCGGGCCGCCUGGAAGAUGGCGGCCACGGUGUCCGAGUGAGGAUGGAGCUACCUGCCAGCGCUUCUUUGCCCUGAGGGGAGGCAGUGCCGCCCCGCCAGCGGUGUGAGAGGCGGCGGAGGUGCCGCCUGGCAGUGGGACGGCUCUGCGGUAGCCCGCUCUGAGGGGCGAGGCUGGGCCCGGCGGCUCCCCCUUGCCUUCCUCUCGCCUCCCUGUCUCCGCCCGCCGGAGGGGCCAGCCCCGGCCCGGACUGCUGCCUGGCCCCGCAGCCUCCGGCACGCAGCCGCCAUGCCGUGGCCUUUCUCGGAAUCCAUCAAGAAGAGGGCCUGCAGGUACUUACUGCAGAGGUACCUGGGCCACUUCUUGCAGGAGAAGCUCAGCUUGGAGCAGCUCAGCCUGGACCUCUACCAGGGUACCGGCUCCUUGACACAGGUCCCUCUGGAUAAGUGGUGUCUUAAUGAAAUCUUGGAGUCUGCAGAUGCACCUCUGGAAGUCACGGAUGGAUUUAUCCAAUCAAUUUCUUUAUCUGUACCGUGGGGGUCGUUGCUACAAGAUAAUUGUGCAUUAGAAGUGAAAGGAUUAGAGAUGGUCUUCAGGCCAAGACCAAGGCUUGCAUCUGGGUCUGAGCCUAUGUAUUGGUCAAGUUUUAUGACAAGUAGUAUGCAGCUUGCAAAAGAGUGUCUUAGCCAAAAAUUGACAGAUGAACAAGGAGAAGGAUCCCAGCCUUUUGAAGGUCUUGAAAAAUUUGCAGAAACUAUUGAAACAGUUCUAAGAAGAGUAAAAGUUACCUUCUUAGAUACUGUUUUGCGAAUAGAGCAUGUGCCGGAAAACUCUAAAAGUGGAACUGCCCUGGAAAUCAGAAUUGAAAGAACUAUGUACUGUGAUGAAACUGCAGAUGAGUGCUCUGGAAUUAAUGUACAUCAGCCCACAGCUUUUGCUCACAAGUUGCUGCGGCUCUCAGGUGUCUCUCUCUUCUGGGAUGAGUUUCCUGCAUCAGCAAAGUCCUCCCCAGUGUGUUCAGCUACACAGCUGGCAACUGAACCAAAGCUUUCACCUAGCUGGAAUCCAAAAAUAAUUUACGAGCCACAUCCGCAAUUAACAAGAAACUUGCCAGAAAUUACCCCUUCUGACCCUGUACAGAUCAGUAAGCUGAUUGGUAGAAUGGAGUUGAGCCUAACAUUAAAGCAAAAUGAAGUACUUCCUGGAGCUAAGUUGGAUGUAGAUGGACAAAUAGAUUCCGUACAUCUAUUUCUAUCACCAAGGCAGGUACAUCUUCUACUGGACAUGGUAGCAGCUAUUGCUGGGCCAGGCAACCUGAGCAGGAUAGAAUUGUCAAAUAAAGAUAGGAAGAACCGGCCAAUGCAACAGGAAGAUGAAUAUCGGAUUCAGAUGGAGUUGAAACGUUACUUGAGGAAAGAGUCUUUAUCUGCAGGAGCAUCUUCUGAACAAAGCUUCUAUGAGACAGAGAGCGCCAGAACACCUUCUAGUCGUGAAGAAGAAGUUUUCUUUUCAAUGGCUGAAAUGGACAUGUCUCACAGCCUUUCCUCCCUUCCACCUCUUGGAGACCCUCCCACCAUGGAUCUAGACUUGUCUUUAACCAGUACAUAUACAACUACACCAGCAGGAUCUCCACUGAGCACUACAGUGCUUCAGCCAACUUGGGGUGAUUUUCUUGAUCGUAACAAACAAGAACUACAGCCUCCAAGAGGUUCGUCACUUGCAGCCAAUGUGGUUCACCAGACUUCCUUAAGAAGGACAUCUAUUCCAUCCAGAUCUGUUUCUGUGGAUGAAUCCAGACCUGAGCUUCUUUUUAGACUGGCAGUUGGAACUUUCUCAGUGUCUGUACUUCAUAUUGACCCUUUACCCCCACCUGAAAGUUCACUGAACCUUAACCCAUUGACACCAAUGGCUCGGGAUUUCUUUACCCGAAUAGAAAAGAUUGAGCCAGUUAAGUUUUCAACAGAAGAUUUUCUGUCCUUCCGAGAAGUAUUUGCAGAAGCUUGUUCUCAUGAUCACCUUAGAUUUAUAGGUACUAGUAUCAAAGUGUCCUAUGAACAGAGACAAAGGACUGCCUCUCGAAGUUUUAGUACUGACUUAUCCAUUGGGGAUAUGGAGCUUCUGGAAUGCCUUUUUUCUACUGACUCUCAUUCCAUUCAACCUCAUUAUACAGAGCUGCUGACAUUUCAUUCUGAGGAUGGAAAUGGUUCUCAUGCUAUGCCAUGCCUUCAGCUUCAUUACAAGCAUUCAGAUAAUAGAGGACCUCAGGGUAGCCAAGGGAGACUCAGUUCUGUUCCACAGAAAGCAGAGCUACAAGUAAAGUUAAGUCCAGUGUUUUGUGAGCUGGAUAUUAGUAUUGUAGACAGAUUAAAUUCUUUGCUGCAGCCACAGAAACUAACUACAGUCGAGAUGAUGGCAUCUCACAUGUAUGCUUCUUACAAUAAGCACAUAAGUCUGCAUAAAGCGUUUACUGAAGUUUUUCUGGAUGAUUCCCAUACUCCUGCAAACUGUAGAGUUUCAGUUCAAGUCACUGCCCCUGCAUUAAAUCUCUCUGUUCGCUUCCCAAUCCCUGACCUACGGUCAGAUCAGGAAAGAGGACCAUGGUUUAAGAAAUCACUUCAGAAGGAGAUUCUUCAUCUUGAAUUUACAGAUAUGGAAUUUAAAACCGAGUUUCUAGGAGGAUCAACCCCAGAACAAGUUAAAUUAGAACUUACCUUUAAAGAGCUAACUGGUUCAUUUGAAGAAGAUCAUGCAGAAGCACCAAUAAAGUUUUUUCAAGUGUCUGGUGGCAUAGAUGGAGACAUAACGUCAUCAUCAGACAAUUUUGACUGGCCUCGGAUUGUAUUGAAAAUAAAUCCUCUGGCUGUGCACUCUAUUCUGGAAAGGAUAGCAGCUGAGGAGGAAGAAGGUGAUAAUAACUUUCAAGAGGAAGAAGAAGGAGGGUCUCAUUCUUUGAAGGAUGUCUGUGAUAUUAGAAGACCAGAGCCUUCUCCUUUUUCUUCUCGUAGGGUCAUGUUUGAAAAUGAAGAGAUGGUGAUGCCAGGAGAUGUAGUUGAAAUGACCGAGUUUCAGGAUAAAACAAUUAGCAAUUCUCAUUAUGUAUUGGAACUCAUGUUACCAAACAUUCACCUAACAUUACCAAAUAAAAGCUUUUAUGAAAAACUUUACAACAGGAUCAGCAAUGAUUUAUUGUUGUGGGAACCCACAGCUCCAUCUCCUGUAGAAACGUUUGAAAACCUUGCUUACGGUGUUGGACUCUCUGUGGCCAGCCAGCUCAUCAACACUUUCAAUAAAGACAGCUUUAGUCAAUUUAAAUCUGCAGUAAAUUACGAUGACGAGAGUGGAUCUGAGGAGGAAACGCUACAGUAUUAUUCUGCUGUUGAUCCAAACUAUCGUUCUCGCAGAAGGAAAAAGCUUGACUCUCAGAAUAAGAACACACAAAGCUUUCUGUCUGUUCUGCUAAAUGUGACACAUGGAUUAGUGUCAGUAUUCACAGAUGUAAAGCAGGAUGAUGGAACUACACUGGAAGGAAAGUAUGGCGAAUUCUGGUUUGAAUUCAACAGUGGUUCCCUUUUCAGCGUGACUAAAUACGAAGGUUUUGAGGACAGACACUAUGUUUGUCUCCAUUCUAGCAGCCUCAACUUAUAUCAUCAAGGUAUGGUAGAUGGAGUUGUCCCGUCCUCUGAAGUACGACUGCCCAGCAGGAUACGUCCCCAUUGGUUAGAACCUACUAUUUGUUUUUCUGAAGAAGAUGGUCUUAGUAGGACUACUUCAGAUGGUGUAGCAGGAGAUUGUCCAAGUAUGCUGACCGUUGCAGUCAAAAUUCAAUCAGAUAAAAUAGAGAGCAAUACAAAGGAAUUUCUAGUUGCUGUUGGGCUGAGGGGAGCCACUCUUCAGCACAGAGUACUGCCUUCAGGUUUAAGCUGGCAUGAACAGAUUUUAUAUUUUUUGAACAUUUCGGAUGAGCCUGUCCUGGGAUAUAAUCCUCCAGCCACAAUUACAACUUUCCAUGUACAUCUCUGGAGUUGUGCUCUUGAUUACAGGCCCUUGUUUUUGCCAGUCAGAUCUCUACUUACUGUUGAAACUUUCAGCAUUUCCAGCAGUGUUGCAGUAGAUAAGUCCUCUUCUACUCUCAGGAUAAUUUUGGAUGAAGCUGCUUUGCAUCUGUCUGACAAGUGCAACACUGUUACAGUGAACCUGCACAGAGAUUAUGUUCGUGUUAUGGAUAUGGGACUGCUAGAACUAACCAUUACAACAGUAAAAUCUGGUUCUGAUGGCGAAAGAACUAAACCACGUUUUGAGCUUCACUGUUCCAGCGAUGUAAUCCACAUUCGUACCUGCUCCGAUUCAUGUGCUGCACUAAUGAAUCUCAUACAGUAUGUUGCAAGUUACGGUGACUUACAUCCUCCUACCAAGACAGAGGUUAAACGUGGAGCUAGCAAGCCAAAAAUGAAGGUAGAGACCUUUAGCCAACCAUCUUCCCAUGGACCAGUACUUGCUGAAUCAGAGCAACAGAUUUUACGGGAUUUGAUGAGUGAUGCCAUGGAGGAAAUUGAGACUCAACAGACUGCUUCUGCCAUGAAGCCAGAGUCUAAUGGGAUUUUGGAUGACAGAUCUCACACUCAGGAGGCACCAUGCUCAGAUCUCUUCCUGUUUCCGGAUGAAAGUGGAAAUGUCUCACAAGAUCCAAGUCCCACUUAUGCUUCUUUCACUCAUCAUCUGAUAAAUGAGGCCAUUGGAGAUGUUCCUGCAGAAAGUGAUGAUUUCUGCAUUCUUUUUGCACCCAAAGUUGCUGUUGCUGAAAAAGAGGAAGAGCCAAUAAUAAAAAUAAUGGUUGACGAUGCAAUUAUCAUAAAGGAAAAUCAUUUCAGCCAACCUAUUAAAAAAACAGAUACAAGCAAAGCUCCUCUUCAUUUUCCUGUUCCUCUGGUACGUUAUGUUGUCAAGGAAAUCUCUCUUAUUUGGCAUCUUUAUGGUGGAAGGGAUUUUGGGACUGCACCACCAACAUCUCCCGCUAAAAGUUUCAUAAGUCCCCAUAGUUCUCCUUCUCAUACACCAACAAGGCAUGGACGAAGUACAGCAUCUGGGGGAAGAGGAAGGAACCCAGACUUCCUAAUGGAGAUACAGUUAAGCAAGGUGAAAUUCCAGCAUGAAGUAUACCCUCCAGGUAGUGCAGAAGGUGAAUCCAGCCUGUUGGAGCAGCCGGUGUCACGGCAGGUUUUUAUUGUUCAAGACUUGGAGAUCAGAGAUCGUUUAGCUACAUCACAGAUGAACAAAUUUCUCUAUCUCUACUGCAGUAAGGAGAUGCCCAGAAAAGCACAUUCAAACAUGUUAACGGUUAAAGCAUUACACGUCCGUCCAGAGUCUGGCAGAUCACCCCAGGAGUGUUGUUUACGUGUCUCACUGAUGCCGCUUCGCCUCAAUAUUGACCAGGAUGCCUUAUUUUUCCUGAAGGAUUUUUUCACUAGUCUCUCCACAGAAGUAGAACUCUUAGUUACUCCAGAUCCUGAAGUUAAGAAGUCUCCUGGUGCUGAAGUUACGUGUAGUUUGCCCAGGCAUAUCAGCAGCCUUAAGGACCCAAGCCCAGUCAUUUCUUUCUCAUCACACAAGCAAGCAAGUGAAAAUGGUGGCAUUGAUUCUAUGGAUGUGGUUAAUGGAGAUGAUCAUCAUUUCUCACAAGAAGUGACAUCAUACAGUGACCAGCCAGUGUUUUUCAGAGAAUUUCGUUUCACAUCGGAGGUUCCCAUACGGCUCGAUUACCACGGCAAACAUGUUUCAAUGGAUCAGGGGACACUAGCUGGGAUUCUUAUUGGGCUUGCUCAGUUGAACUGCUCAGAAUUAAAACUGAAGAGGCUUUGUUACAGACAUGGUUUAUUAGGUGUGGACAAAUUGUUCUCCUAUGCCAUCAGUGAAUGGCUUAAUGAUAUAAAGAAAAACCAGCUACCAGGAAUUUUGGGAGGAGUAGGACCUAUGCAUUCACUUGUGCAAUUAGUUCAAGGUCUGAAGGACUUGGUGUGGUUACCAAUAGAGCAGUACCGAAAGGAUGGCCGUAUUGUAAGAGGCUUUCAAAGAGGAGCAGCUUCUUUUGGUACUUCCACUGCAAUGGCAGCACUGGAGCUAACAAACAGAAUGGUCCAAACCAUACAGGCAGCUGCAGAAACUGCGUAUGACAUGGUAUCACCAGGGCCUACUUUUAUCGAAGCAAAAAAGUCCAAACGAUUCUCUCGGCAUCGUUUUGCUCAUCAGCCAGUAGAUCUACGGGAAGGUGUAGCCAAAGCAUACAGUGUAGUAAAAGAGGGGAUCACGGACACAGCCCAAACCAUCUACGAGACCGCUGCUCGCGAGCAUGAGAACAGAGGAGUAACUGGAGCAGUAGGAGGAGUCCUCCGCCAGAUCCCACCAACUGUGGUGAAACCUUUCAUUGUUGCGACAGAGGCAACUUCAAACGUUCUGGGUGGAAUGAGAAACCAGAUCAGGCCAGAUGCGCGUCAAGAAGAGUCUCAGAAGUGGCGCCUUGGGGAGGAUUGAGGCUAUAAAUCUGGCUCAGCAGGCACCUAUAAAAGCUGGAAAUGCAGAAGCUUUAGAUGGAGCUCACUUUGUUUUGUCACGCUCAUCUCAGGAACAAAUGAGAUUUUCACACAUUGUUAGCAAAACAUCCAACCAAAAAUAUUUAUGAAGUGAAAAGCAAAUUGGUACUUGCUCGUACCAUGUGUUACCAAUACCUUUGGUAGAUAGUGCCAAACAUAGCAAAGCAUGCGCUGCCAACUCCAAGACAUGCUUUACUUGUUUCCAUUUACCAUGGUUUUCCUGGUAGAUUUAACAUCUGAAGCAGCAGCCUGUAUGGUGAAACUAAGAAUGCUUCAAAGAUGUUUUCUGAGCAUAGGUGAAGAACUGCCUUCAAAAGGGCUCUGCAAAUACUUCUUCGCUGACUUAAGGAUAAAAGCUUUCAUUCUGGACAUAAGACAUGAAGACUAUGUAAUAUGGAAGCAGAUGAGAUACUACUGUUUAGUGGUCAUAAGCGUGGCACUUACAGCAAGGGAAGGCUUGGUAGCCGUUUAGAAUUUGGCUUCAGUGUUGGUACACUAUGAACAGAAUUUGUUCCUAAAUAUUAAUUACCUACAUUUGUGGGUCUUUGAAGAACCUGAAUGUGGCAGAAAUGUUCUGUUGUGUUGCACUUUAAAGGACAUGGCCUGUAUAUUGUGCUUUUUUUAUAGUGUGAAUAAAAUGUAAUGUGUAUUAUCCUUUAUGUGGUUUAGAAGCUUACACAAAUUAUUGAAAAGAGCAUCAUUUGAUGAUGAUCCUACAGAAAAGUGUCUUAAAUUUGUUUAAACUACUCAUUAUAUAUAAAAAACACUUUUGUCUUCUCUUAUGCUAAUUGCAGUGCUAAAAGUAACCAUUCUUCAGGGAAACAGCAGUUAAAUAUUAAUGUGGCCAAUGGUUCUUUGCAAGAAUCAGAAAUACCAAGUAAAGUAAAACCAAAUUAUUUCUUAAUUUCACAGUUAAAACUUGAUACAGACAUCACUUUAAUCAUCUGCUUUUAUUUGACGUUCACAUCGUUGCAAGGUUGCUGCUCUCCCAAGAUGUUUUUGAAUUGUGCAUUGUCAGUUAUUUAACAAUGAGUAUUUGUGGUCAUUUCAUUGGAACUGAGGAUUUGAAAGAAAAAACAAGACAACAAGAUUUCAAAAAUCAAAGUUGGUACUGACAGUCUUUACAGUUUGAUCAUGACCAGAGUCUCCACAGAGCUUUAUUAAUCAGCGGACACUGUGCCAUUGCUGGGCAGUUAAAAGACUCAGCACUGUCUGUGCAGAAAUAAGCUUUUUCUUAUUUCCCUUGUAUUAGCAAAAACUGAAGGCUAAAAGCUAAAGACUGUUCUGGGUAGAAAAAUACUUGGUUUGAAUUUCAACAGCUUAACACUUUGGGCAGCUAGCCCAAACGUAAGUUUGUCCUAGUGCUGUGCUUGUCAUAAGUGGAAAUCCUGCAGAUAACGCUAUCUGGGAAAUCUCUGCUGAAAGAGGGACAGCAGAUGCUAUUGGUCAAUCUCAAAGGAUACUGAGGAAGUAGUUUCCCUGUCUUUUGUUUAAUACCCUCCACCAGCAAAAACUUUGCUAAUGGGCCUUACAAGACAAACAGGAGUCCAUGAAGGAAAACAGUUACUGCUCAGUAAUCCUGAUAUUAUAGUAGUUAUUCUAAACACCAAAGAGUCUGGCAGGAGGGUAAAUGAUUUGAAAAUGUCCCCUCUGCUGGGAAGGCUUCUGCAGUCUACUCAGUUUUUGUAAGGCACAGCUACAGUUACAAACCAGUUCUUGCAUUGGGUGACAGUUGAUACUACAGAGUUGUGCUUUAAUUCACUGGAAUCGCCUGAGUUGUGGUAUGCUUUGAAGGCCUGGUUAUUUCAGUUAAAAGAGUUGCUGUAAGCAGAAGGAGAUGCUUUUGAGAGGACAAAUGCCUGCAGAUUUAGUGACAUGAGAUAUUUUCUGAAGUAGAAGUACUUGCUGCAGUCACACUUCUGUCCAGUAACUGGAGAGCUCUGCUUUGGUGAGCGCUCCAAGCUUGACGUUUUGCACAGGAAUGAGUUCCAUGUUUGCAAUUUGGCAUCUCCUGAAUGCCUUCUCAAACUGGUGAUGAGUCAAUGCAAGUAAGUAGCAAUGCUUCAUCUUCGUUUGCAGUUACCACACUGUGUAAUUUCGACUGGUCCAGUUAAUAGGAGUAUACUGUAAUAGUAUAUAUCUGCAUAUUUUCUUCCUUUUUGCCGUUGCUGAACAGGAGCAGUGGCAUUUCAGUGUUCAUUUCAUUCUCAGUUCUGUCGUGGUCUGAUUGUACUGCAGCAUAAUUGGAGUAUAUUUUUCUAUGAGGGCAUGCUGACAAGGUAAAACAUUUUUAUAGAGUGUCUCUCACUGUCAGCAAUACAGAUUGUACAAAUUCAUUAAACUUUACUUUCCACUCUGUAAACCCUUGCAUUUAGUGCUUGCACUUCAUUGAGCCUUUUCAGUGGAAUUGCUUUCAAUUUGUUCCCAACAAUUUAUUUCUACAAGCAGUUUCUUAAUUUGGAUGUGUGUUCUGUGUUGUUUUUCAGUUGUAACGUGAUCUUGUAGUGUUUGAAAUGUUUAAGAAAACCAGAAACCCCACAGAACUCUCCAAACUAGGCUUUAUAUUAGGACCUUGUGUUCAUAGUGUACCUCCUGUGGAGCGGCUGGUGUUUUAAAUUAAAGUAUACAUCGUGUCUGAGAAGGGAUUCAUCAGUUGCUCUGCUCAAUACUCAAAAAACCACACAAAAUGAAACGUGGCUCUGGAUUUGUCUCCUGGAAGUGGAAGCCUGUGGAUACCUUACUGUGUUCUCAUCAGCAGGGGGAGGUCUGCAAAAAUAUUGUUGUACUUGAGUUUUCCACUGAAGUCAGUUGCUACUGGUACUGUUCAUGCUGAUAGUAGGUGUAACCUGGCACAGUCCAUGUUUAAUGUUCAAAUUCUCUCAUGUUCAAGUGGCCAACUACUACUGCUGCAGCUUGGGCUGAUACUGUCCUGAUAGGCACAAGUGUCACCCUGGGCUUUCUUGAGCAUUCUGGCACUUCAAACAGUACAUUGAGCUCCUGAAAAAAGACAGUCGUCUUUUUCAAAACAAAACAACACAAAAUCAUGUUUCAUAAGGAUCUGAGCAGUGACUGAGAGCUACAAAUCCAUCAUGUCUGUGUAAAGGCAGCUCCAUUUUUCUUCUCUGUGUGUGUUGAUGCUGCACUGCUGCAGGGUUUUGGCAAAAUAGUGUGCCUACAGCAUGUGCUGGCCUAAUGGUAAGCAUUAGGUCACUCACUGGUGGGUCUGUAUGUGCUUAAGGGGUUUGUCUGCUGCUGCUUUCCCAGGAAGUGCUUGAUUGUGAACAUCCAUUGCUUGCUUGCUGCUUUCAUUUGCCGUUGCUUGACUGAGUUGCCAGGAAAGAUUUCUUCCUAAACCAAAACGCUGUAGAUGGUUGUGAACAAGACGCUUGUACUGAACGCGCUCCGUACUCCUGCAGAUGUGACACUGAUUUUUGCUUUAAGUACUGCAAUGUAUGUGAUUUGUAACACAGUGCAACCCAGGAAUUUGUUUAGUGCAGUUAAAUACUUGUGAUUUUUUUAAGUCUCCUAAAUCUCACAGCAGUGUAAGCACUGUCAGAAAAGGUGUGGGUGUCUGUCAGUUUGGAACCCUGGUGUCCAUGGUUCUCACAGUCUCCAGGCCUCAUCAUUUAAGCUUCUGACAACUGUUUUCAGUUGCUCUACGUGCUGAAUCUUGUUUACAGCUCAAAAAUUAGAUACAGCAACUUCAGUACUUAAAUCCGAGUCGUGCAUUUGUCCUGGAUUUCUAGGCGGUGGGGUAGCUCAGACAAACAGCAGUUUGUGGAUGUGUUUGUGGAUGUUUUUUACAUCUCUGCAUUUAUAGCAGUUCCGAGGUAUUGUUUGUAUAUAGUUUGCGAGCGUAAAGACUAUAAUCUCAUGAAAGAGAAAGCACUGUUGAAGGGAACUAUUUCAACUUGAGUUAUUUUGCUUAAAGUUCUUGUCCCCUCAGUGUGUCUGAGAGCUAUUUUUGACCAUAAUUUAUAUGGCACCAAAAGUGUAUAUUUUAGCCUAUGAAAAUGCUGAAAGGCCUGAGUGCACAUAGGUUGUCCUGUUAAACGUGUUUCAUGGAAAACCCACACAUUUGUAAUCAAACGUAAAUAAAUAUCUUAAUUUGUUCCUCGA
Molecule: messenger RNA, 10871 nt
Organism: Colius striatus (speckled mousebird)
Lineage: Eukaryota; Metazoa; Chordata; Aves; Coliiformes; Coliidae
Gene: ATG2B
Product: autophagy related 2B
Exons: 42
Coding region: 457-6693 (2078 amino acids)
Biological process (GO): piecemeal microautophagy of the nucleus; reticulophagy; autophagosome assembly
Cellular component (GO): extrinsic component of membrane; phagophore assembly site
Molecular function (GO): phosphatidylinositol-3-phosphate binding
Source: RefSeq, a predicted model, not a curated record